This is a messenger RNA of Nylanderia fulva, 3677 nucleotides long. RefSeq names its product Unconventional myosin ID (gene Myo31DF). The record is from RefSeq and is a predicted model, not a curated record. Gene Ontology annotation, biological process: actin filament-based movement; actin filament organization; endocytosis. Gene Ontology annotation, cellular component: cytoplasm; microvillus; myosin complex. Lineage: Eukaryota; Metazoa; Arthropoda; Insecta; Hymenoptera; Formicidae. Gene Ontology annotation, molecular function: ATP binding; actin filament binding; microfilament motor activity.
GCGGCGAGGCGAGGUACCGCCAAUCAGCCAAGCGUCCGUCAGUGCGCGCGGGUCGGUCGCGCGCGGUGGUUAGUCGCGUCUUUGUAACAGUGUGAGUCUGUCGCGAGCGUCGCGCGUGCAUCGUGAGGCAGAGCGAGAUGGCGAGCCACGACGACGUCGGCGUCGGCGACUUCGUGCUACUGGACGAGAUCACGAUCGAGCGCGUAGUGGAGAAUCUUAAGGCCAGAUUUAAUGCUGGGAAGAUUUACACGUACAUCGGCGAAGUAUGCGUUAGCGUGAAUCCUUACAGAAGCACCAACAUCUACGAUGCGGAUCAAAUUAAUAAAUACAAAGGUAGAGAACUAUUCGAGAAUCCCCCGCAUAUCUUUGCGAUUGCGGAUGCGGUGCACAAAGAGAUGAAGCAACAAGGCAGAGACACGUGUAUAGUGAUAAGCGGCGAGUCGGGUUCCGGUAAAACGGAAGCUAGCAAAAUCAUCAUGAAGUACAUCGCCGCCGUGACAAAUCUAAGCGGUCAACAAGAAAUCGAGAGGGUAAAAAAUAUUCUCAUUCAAUCCAAUUCGAUAUUGGAAGCGUUUGGCAAUGCCAAGACGAAGAGGAACGACAACUCGUCACGAUUCGGGAAGUACAUGGACAUCAAUUUCGAUUUCAAGGGAGACCCCGUGGGCGGUCACGUGACCAAUUAUCUCCUGGAAAAAUCGCGGGUGGUCUAUCAACAAAAGGGAGAACGCAACUUUCAUUGCUUCUAUCAGUUACUAAAUGGCUGCAGCGAGACUGAAUUAAACAAGCUACGUUUAGUUCGCGAUCCGGCUGCUUAUUACUUUGUCGGCAACGGGAGCAAUAAUAAAACAGCCAUCUCUGACAGAAGCGACUAUAAAACGGUUUGCACUGCCAUGUCCCUCCUCGGAUUCUCUCCAAAUGAGAUGCAGACUGUGUGGAAUAUCGUUGCUGGUAUCCUACAUUUGGGUAACGUCACCUUCAGAUUGGACGAUGAUAAGCUUAUAAUUGAAAAUAACAGCGCUUUAAAUGACACCGCCAACUUGUUCUCCAUAAGCUCGAAAGAACUGAGCACUGCUCUUUCGCAGAGAGUCAUAGCUGCGGGUGGAGAGGUCAUGCAGAAGACUCACACUUUAAUAGAAGCUGAAUAUGGCCGAGAUGCUCUGGCAAAGGCUAUAUACGAGCGAUUGUUUACGUGGAUAGUGUCGCGAGUCAAUGAUUCGAUCAACGUGAAUGACAACGACAAAAUAAAGAGAUACGGAACGCUGAUCGGCGUACUCGACAUCUAUGGUUUCGAAAUCUUCGACAUGAAUAGUUUUGAGCAGUUUUGCAUCAAUUAUUGCAACGAAAAAUUGCAACAGCUUUUCAUCGAAUUGGUGCUGAAACAAGAACAAGAGGAGUAUCAAAGGGAAGGGAUUGCUUGGCAAAACAUUGAAUACUUCAACAACCAGAUUAUCUGCGAUUUAGUUGAGCAAUCUCAUAAGGGAAUUAUAGCGAUCAUGGAUGAAGCUUGUCUUAAUGUCGGGAAAGUCACUGACGAGUUACUUCUCAAUGCAAUGGAUAAAAUAGCAGAUCAUAAACACUACAGCUCUCGACAAUUAAAACCAAUGGAUAAAGAAUUGGAACACAGAACACAGUUCAAGAUCAAACAUUAUGCCGGUGAUGUGGUUUACAAUAUCAACGGCUUCCUCGACAAAAACAAAGAUACGCUCUUCCAAGACUUCAAACGCUUACUCUAUAAAAGCAAUAAUUCCACAAUUAGUAAAAUGUGGCCUGAAGGUGCCCAAAAUAUUUUGAAGACAACGAAAAGACCUUUAACUGCUGGCACAAUGUUCCGCAAUUCCAUGAUCGCAUUAGUGAAGAAUUUAGCGAGUAAGGAACCGUUUUAUGUCAGGUGUAUAAAACCUAAUGAAGUAAAGUCUCCUGUCGUGUUUGAUGAUGAGAGAGUGAACCAUCAAGUGAGAUAUUUGGGACUUUUAGAGAACAUAUUGGUGAGACGAGCUGGUUUUGUAUAUAGACAACGAUACGACAGAUUCCUGAAAAGAUAUAAAAUGAUAUCACAAUACACAUGGCCAAAUUUCCGAGGUGGCAGCGACAAAGACGGUGUACGAACAUUGAUGGAAGAGAAGAAUUUUUCAAACGACGUUAAAUAUGGUCACACGAAGAUAUUUAUUCGCUCGCCGCAAACUCUAUUUGCAUUAGAAAAAGCUCGCAGCGAUUUAAUACCGGGUAUCGUGAUUCUCCUGCAAAAGCAAUGGCGAGGAUACCUGUGUCGUCAAAGGUACAAGAAGAUGAAGGCCGCGUUAAUUCUGAUGGAGCACUAUAGAAGAUACAAACAACGUAUUUAUAUCAACGAGCUCGAGCGAACAUUCAAAAAUGCCAAAAAGAUGCAGAAAUAUGGCAAGCGUUUGCUGUGGCCGCGCGAAAAUUUCGCUGUAAGACAUGUGGUGCCCGCCUUAAAGAACAUGUAUGCGAGAUGGUGGGCGUGGAUGGUGCUCAGAAUGAUUCCUCGGGAAGAUUGGCCACAACUACGAUUGAAGAUGGCAGCGGGUGCCGUGUUACGUUCCAAGAGAUCUUAUUGGGGUCAGGACCGUCGUUGGGAAGGAAACUAUUUAUCCAAACCGGAUGAAAACCCUCAAAGCGAUAUCUUCAAUUCCUCGAUAAACAAUCUUCGAAACACCGAUCACUUCAAGACUGUCUUGUUCAGCGCAUUUAUUAAAAAAACCAACAGGUUUAAUAAGCCAGCGGAUCGCGUACUGGUGGUGACGGAACAUGCCGUGUACAAGCUGGACGACGUGAGAUUUAAAAGCAUGAAAAAAGGCAUGCCAAUUGCGGAAAUAACCGGUCUCAGCGUCUCGCCCGGAAAGGAUCAGUUUAUCACGAUACAUUCGAAUCGUGGAAACGAUUUUAUUCUUUCCAUCACUGCCAAAGAUGACAGGAUUGGAGAACUAGUCGGCGUAUUGAGUAACCGAUACUACCAAUUGCGUGGCGCCGAUCUACACGUAACAGUGGAUAUGAAAUUUAAGUGCAUGCUAGGCAAUAAGAGCAGAUUGUUACGCAUCGAGGUGAUGCCUGACGUGAACGAGCCUACAUUCAGGAAAGACGGCAAUCAAAUUAUUUUUGCCAUUCCACCAUCAGUGAGCAUCAUCGACGGUGGCAAUAAUACUAGACAACAAAUUCGCACGGCCAGUUAAAAUCUGACAAGCUAUUCGAGGCUGUACUAUUUGUAUCGAAUAUAUUUUGUAAUAAUAUGUAUAGGUCGUAAACAUGUUGCACGCCAUAACGAUACUAUUGUUGAAGUCAUUUAACGAUUUCGUGAGACAUCAGAUUUCGCGUUUGAAAGUUUUCCCAGUUAAAUCAAUUGUUCCGCAAUGCAUUUUUAUGCAAUAUUAAUAUUAAUCAUAUUAUGAUGCAUAGUAAGUGCGAUGCAAUUUUUCUAUGAUAAAAUUUAAUUGGAAGUCCGAUCAAUGUUUGCGUUUAUUACGUAAUCAAUUUAAAUUAAAUAUGAUGUAUCGAGUAAUUCUUGUUGCAUCCUAAUUGUACAUAUAUUACAUUGAUCGGAAAUUCAAAUAAGUUUUUCUUUUUUAGAAGAUUAGGCAGGCGUUAAAUAAUCAUGGCAGGAUAUAUAUAACUAUGUUUUAUCAAAAAUAUUAAUUUUCCUCUAAUAUCUAAUAAUAUAAUAU